AUGAGGUAAGUGCGCAAGAUUUGAUUAUCAACUAGAUUUCAAUUUCAUAUAUGCUAAAAUCGCAUACAAUGUGUAAUCUUACUUCAAAGUACUGUAUAAUUUGCUCAAAUACAAGUUGAAAUUCCAUACACCAUAAGAUCAACACAUGGGCAAUCUGAAGUUUAAAAAAACAAUGAGGUUUGCUAGAUAUUUUGGCAAACGAAACCGUUCGACCGCUAGGAUUCACUUCUUUAAAACACCGUGAGAUAUCCAGUUUGUCUCAAACAAACUUCAGAUUAAUGUUAAGGUUCUUUUAUAAAGUUGAGUAUGUAUCUGAAUUUUGCUGUCCUGAUGAAAAAUAUUCAACAUCCUUAUUCGUUGACGCGCUUGCCGAGUUUACGGACGCGGAAACAGUAUUUACUGGAACCGUUCGCAUAUGUUUAUAUCUGCAGUAAAUAUUUCAUUAGUCGAUGUGUCAGAUUCAGGAAAAGAUGUAAUUGUAGAACUUUAUGAUUCUACAAACCCGCAAGGGUACUUAUCAAAAAACUUGCGACAAACAAUGUUAAUCGCAGAUAAACCGUAAUGCAGUACGAAGAAGAAGGACCAGCUAUGAAAUUCGAAUCGUUUGCAAAACUCCUUUAUACCGAUAUACAAGGAUUCAAGUGAAGUGGCCGAUGCCGAGGAUUUAUCUUGUGCCUUUACUAAUACAAUGCGUUAAAAAGCGUUCCUCUCUAUCUCCCCCUCUUUAUCUAGCUUCAGCGAAUCCGUCAUCGCCAUGUUUAAAGAAUUGGACACCGAUGGCUCCAACAAAGUCAGCGCUGCAGAGUUGGCUGCUAUGUUACGCGAAGUCGGCAGCAAAUUGGAUUCCAAAGCCGUCGAAAGAUUAGUUAAAAAGUUUGAUGCCAACGGCGAUGGAGAACUCAGUCUUGAGGAACUCAAUGUCAUGAUGGAUGGCAUUUAA
This is a messenger RNA of Spirometra erinaceieuropaei, 940 nucleotides long. The record is from the annotation of a GenBank genome assembly. NCBI's taxonomy places the organism in Eukaryota, Metazoa, Platyhelminthes, Cestoda, Diphyllobothriidea, Diphyllobothriidae.